Cadophora gregata is the source of this 177-nucleotide messenger RNA. RefSeq lists its product as uncharacterized. The coding region runs from base 1 to 177 and encodes 58 amino acids. Lineage: Eukaryota; Fungi; Ascomycota; Leotiomycetes; Helotiales; Ploettnerulaceae. The record is from RefSeq and is a predicted model, not a curated record. The transcript has a single exon.
AUGGACGAUUUUGACGAUUCAGAAUCUAUGGCUUUCGGUGAUUUGGAUGCAGCUGAGUUUUCAUCCGCAAUGGAGGAGAGCGAUGUUGUUGAGCAUGUGCCAGACCCUCAUACUGACGACCCGGCGCCUACUCCGGCUCCUUCCCCGAAGUUCAAAUCUAGACAGAACAUCACUUAA